This is a messenger RNA of Manis pentadactyla (Chinese pangolin), 678 nucleotides long. Its product is annotated as platelet factor 4-like. The transcript is spliced from 3 exons. Gene Ontology annotation, cellular component: extracellular region. The record is from RefSeq and is a predicted model, not a curated record. Gene Ontology annotation, molecular function: CXCR chemokine receptor binding; chemokine activity. Gene Ontology annotation, biological process: inflammatory response; cellular response to lipopolysaccharide; neutrophil chemotaxis. Bases 193 to 513 code for a protein of 106 amino acids. NCBI's taxonomy places the organism in Eukaryota, Metazoa, Chordata, Mammalia, Pholidota, Manidae.
UCCCCCAAUCUUGGCUGGCCAGAGCCCAUCUCAUCCCAGAACUGUCUCAGCUUCCUCAUCCUCCACCCCAGGCUUCCGGACUGGACGGGCAGCGGGGAUAAAACGGGCCUGGAGCGUCCUGGGAGCCACUGGCCUGAGCAGCCCCAGCGCGAACGUCCCCGCGCUCUCUGAACCCGCGCGCGCGCCUCUACCAUGAGCCUCGGCGCCGGCCGCCGGGCCCCGCGCCCCCGGCCCAGCUCCGGGCUGCUGUUCCUGGGCCUGCUGCUCCUGUCGGCCGCGGUCGCCCUCGCCGGAGCAGACCCCGAAGGAGAACUUCGGGACCUGGGCUGCGUGUGUGUGAGGACCACCUCCCGAGUCCGUCCCAAGCACGUCACCAGCCUGGAGGUGAUCAAGGCCGGACUCCACUGCCCAACCCCGCAACUGAUAGCUUCGCUGAAGAAUGGGAGCAAACUUUGCCUGGACCCGCAGACCCCUCUACAUAAGAAAAUAAUCAAGAAACUUUUGGAGAAUUAGCUACUAACUGCCUAAAUCUGUACAUUUGCUAUGCAACACGUGAUUUGUUUUUUUCUUUUUUUUCCAUUUUCAAUCUAACUGUGGAAAACCUGGUGUUUUUAUUAUCCUCUAAAUUCUAAAUAAAUAAAAGAAAGUAAAUCAAGUUGUGGUAUAGUCAAAUAUUUC